Vitis riparia (riverbank grape) is the source of this 1872-nucleotide messenger RNA. Its product is annotated as PAN domain-containing protein At5g03700. The record is from RefSeq and is a predicted model, not a curated record. The transcript has a single exon. Gene Ontology annotation, biological process: recognition of pollen. Lineage: Eukaryota; Viridiplantae; Streptophyta; Magnoliopsida; Vitales; Vitaceae. The coding region runs from base 71 to 1528 and encodes 485 amino acids.
GCCAUUCAUGGCCGCUGCUGCGCUCUUCUCAAUCUGCCAUCUCCGCUAAAAGCUGGCCGUGUAGCUCAAUAUGGAAAGGCCUAAAGCGACCCCUUCUCUCCUCCUCCUUGCCAUCUCCUUUCUCUGCACCAUCAAAUGGCCACAAAUCCAAACGGCUGCCGCCACCAGUCAAGAGCUUCUCAAAGGCUUCACAGCCACUCCAGAACCAUCAACCUCGUCAUUCCAGCCUCUUCUUACAGAUCCCACCGGCAAUUAUUCCAUGGGUUUUCUUCGAGUUAACCGUACCCAACUCGCCCUCUCAGUCUUGCAUGUCCCAUCAGCAGAACCACUCUGGCAAGCCGACAUGGCUCGCUUGGCAAGAUGGUCUGAAUCUACUCACUUCUUCUUCAAUGGAAGUCUUGUUAUUUCUGAUCCACGCACGAAGGUGUUUUGGUCAACUGGAACCAACGGCGACCGGAUUUUGCUCUUAAACACUUCAAAUCUCCAAAUUCAGAAGCUCGAUAAGUCCCCGACUGUACUCUGGCAAAGUUUUCAUUUUCCUACAAAUACCCUCGUCGAGAAUCAAAAUUUCACAGUUAACAUGUCUCUGGUUUCUUCCAAUGGCCUCUAUUCAAUGCGCUUAGGAGAAGAUUUCAUCGGUUUAUACGAAAAUUUUAAAGAAAACCCAGAUCAGAUUUAUUGGAAACACGGAGCAUUAGAAGCCAAAGCAGAAAUAGUGAAAGGACAAGGGCCGAUUUACAUUCGACUUGACUCGGGCGGGUUUCUGGGCAUGUACCAAAUUGGAAGCACUCCCGUCGACGUGGAAGCCUUCUACAGUUUCCAACAUCCUAUCGCCGGAUUCCGCCUCCUACGACUAGAACCCGACGGCAACCUAAAAGGAUACUACUGGACCGGAUCAAACUGGGUCUUGGAUUACCAGGCUAUCAAAGACCAGUGUGAGCUUCCGGGAUCCUGCGGUUCCUACGGUUUGUGCAGACCAGGUUCCGGUUGCUCCUGCAUAGAUAACUCGACGGAGUACAACUCCGAAAAGGAAUGUUUGCCGCCAGAGAUGGGGAACCUCUGUAGCGACAUAGAAGGAGAAAAUAAGUUCCGAGUGUUGAGAAGGAAAGGGAUCGAGCUACCGUACAAAGAGCUGAUGGGGUACGAAACGACGUCGUCUUUGGAGCAGUGUGAGAGGUCCUGUGAAAAUAACUGCAGCUGUUGGGGUUCUGUGUACAACAAUGCAUCCGGGUUUUGCUACCGGGUGGAUUACCCGAUCCGCACCCUGCUGGGCGUGGGAGACGACACCAAGGUGGGGUAUUUUAAGGUGAGGGAGGGUCCACAGAAGAAGGCGGAAUCCGGGUUUGGGUUAGUAAUAGGGUUGCUGGGGGCCACAGUUUUGGCCUUUGGUGGAGUCGUUGGGUUUGGGGUUUACAAAGUGUGGAGGAGGAAAGGUGCGAAGGGGGUGAGUGAGGAGGCGGGUGGAGUGAACCCGGGUCCGUAUAAGACGUUAGGUGCAGCCAGCUUUAGGUCCAUUGAGAUGACGUAAGGGAUGACAUCUGAUUGUGGAUUGGGUUUGACGGACAGUGAUAUUUAUCACUAAGCUUUAGUUGUCUAGUGGUGGACCUAGUGGAGAAGAUGUGGCCAGUGGCCACCCCAAAUUUUAAGAAAGUCCAAGUUUGCCUUUUCUAGACUGGGGGUGCCUAACUGAAGGAUAAAGAUAUUAUUCUUUUCAGGCAUUCUAUUUCGAGUAUAUGUAGUAUAUUUUUUUUCCUGACCCUAUUUGAAUCUGCUUUCCGCUUUAUGGGUCUGCGAAGUAAGGACGGGCCAAGCAAUCGAAUGAUUCGAAUACAAGUUGAAUUCAAAGUGGUUUCCUAAUUUGUUAUUUGUUUA